This is a messenger RNA of Rhinolophus ferrumequinum (greater horseshoe bat), 387 nucleotides long. RefSeq names its product histone H2A.Z-like. The record is from RefSeq and is a predicted model, not a curated record. Gene Ontology annotation, molecular function: structural constituent of chromatin; DNA binding; protein heterodimerization activity. Gene Ontology annotation, cellular component: nucleosome. The transcript has a single exon. The coding region runs from base 1 to 387 and encodes 128 amino acids. NCBI's taxonomy places the organism in Eukaryota, Metazoa, Chordata, Mammalia, Chiroptera, Rhinolophidae.
AUGGUUGAUGGUAAGCCUGGAAAGGACACCAGAAAGGCCAAGACAAAGGUGGUUUCCCACUGGCAGAGAGCUGGCUUGCAGUUUCCGGUGGGCUGUAUUCAUCAACACCGGAAAUCGAGAACAACCAGCCAUGGAUGUGUGGGCAUGCCCGCAGCUGUGUACAGCGCAGCCAUCCGGGAGUACCUCACCACAGAGGUACCUGGAUUAGCAGGAAAUGCAUCAAAAGACUUAAAGGUAAAGCGUAUUACCCCUGCUCAUCUGCAGCUUGCUAUUGGUGGAGAUAAAGAAUUAGACUCUCUCAUCAAGGCUACAAUUGCUAGUGGUGGUGUCACUCCACGCAUGUGCAAAUCUCUGAUUGGGAAGAAAGGACAACAGAAGCGUGUCUAA